AUGGCUCAGAAGCUUUAUCCACGAGGAACAGUCAAGCGCAUUGUCAAAGCCCACUCCAAUCGGAGUGUGAGCAAAAAUGCUGACAUCCUGAUAUUCUUAGAUUACAUGCUAUUUAUGCAAGAGUUAAUGCGUGAGGCAUCAAUUCGGUCGCGCAAGUCUGGAGAUAAGAACAUCUCAGCGAACACUGUGCGCAAGGUCACUGAGAAAACACUGCGCAAGUUCCAGGGGUAG
Penicillium concentricum is the source of this 231-nucleotide messenger RNA. RefSeq lists its product as uncharacterized. Gene Ontology annotation, cellular component: nucleoplasm; kinetochore. Bases 1 to 231 code for a protein of 76 amino acids. Gene Ontology annotation, molecular function: protein heterodimerization activity. The record is from RefSeq and is a predicted model, not a curated record. Gene Ontology annotation, biological process: kinetochore assembly; mitotic cell cycle; chromosome segregation. Lineage: Eukaryota; Fungi; Ascomycota; Eurotiomycetes; Eurotiales; Aspergillaceae. The transcript is spliced from 4 exons.